AGUCUGCUCUGCUCCUCUUAAACCAGCCGACCACAUUACUUUACCUCGAUGCUCGUUGUCUAUGCAUCCACCUUAUAGCACUCCAUAAUAUCCUUUUCAUGUCGGCGACGCUCCGCUCGUUUUCUACUGUGUCGUCUCUUAGGUCAUUGGCCCGUCCUCAAGCAGCUCGUGUUGCCGUCCCAAGACAGCCUCGGAACGAUAUCCACGGCCUCCGCUUUACCCAUAGUUUCCCAAGAAAACCUGACUUCGCACCGUUUUUCCAACGUGCCCGGGUCCCGAAUCGGCGUCUCGAUAGACGUGUCCUCUGGGCACUCCCGAUAGUAGGAGGGGUCGCGCUUUAUCUGACUCCUCACAAGCCUCUAUUACUUUCUUCUGUCUUCGCUUCACCCCAUCUCAUUCCUGUACCACCACGCAACUCUGAUUCGGAAACUCUCGUUGGACCGGAAACUCAGCAUGUAAUCAACUCGCCGGACGAAGAAGGCCGGUCUCUCCUUGCACGUCUGCGCAGAAUAUUGCGCGAUUGGCUUUUUGAGCCGAUAUUCACUGCACGACGUUUCGUGCAUUUGUUCUUUAUUUUCAUUCCUGUGAUUUUGACUUCACCUGCCGUGUUAUGUGGUACGGUGCAAUUGAGACGGGGAGGUGAAAGGAGUGGUGCGCUUUGGUGGUAUUCGUUUUUAGUGAGGGCGUUGGAGAGAGCGGGGCCGACGUUUAUUAAGGUCGCACAAUGGGCGGCAUCGCGCCGAGACAUCUUCCCCACCGAACUUUGCGCGAGGUUGGGCAAAUUACAUUCAAGGGGGAAGCCACAUUCGAUCCAACAUACACGCCGUGUUAUCGAACGUGUCUUCCAACGACCCUUUGAAGAUGUCUUUGAAGAGUUUGACGAGAAGCCAAUUGGUGUCGGUGCGAUUGCUCAAGUGUACCGCGCAACAUUGCGAAAAGACGUCAUACCUCCAUCGUAUCUUGACCCGAAGCGACCACGACGUCAAGGCCGCCUAUCAUUUGAUCCGAACGUUCCUUUUGACCCGCCUCCGUCUGUGCCUUCAGCUUCCGUUGCGAUUAAGAUCCUUCAUCCGAGGGUCGAGUCUUACGUCUCGCGGGAUCUCAAAAUCAUGCACUUCUUCGCGACGAUGAUCUCGUCAAUUCCCGGUAUGCAAUGGCUCUCAUUACCUGAAGAGGUUGACGUGUUUGGUGGGAUGAUGGCGGAGCAGCUUGAUUUACGACAUGAAGCUCAGAAUUUACAGACGUUUGAACGGAACUUCAGCCAGCGCAAGUCGGCUGUAUCGUUCCCUCGUCCGCUUAUGCCGUUCUGCAGUCGGGAUGUGCUUAUUGAGGAGUACCAGACUGCAUUGUCUAUGGAAUCCUUCCUUGCGAACGGCGGUGGUCCGUACGAUAAACAUGUCGCAGAGCUUGGCUUAGACGCGUUCUUGAACAUGCUGCUGCUUGACAACUUCGUCCAUUCGGAUUUGCAUCCUGGGAAUAUCAUGGUCAAAUUUUACAGACCCUCGACACGAUUCCUCCUAAAGGGGAUGUGGAGCUCGUUAACGGGAACGAAGCAAUCCGUCGACACGCUCGGUCCUCCUCCGACUGAGUCCGAUCACGACAACGAAGUGGUCGAACAUCUUCACAAUUUAGUAUCAGACCCUCCAGCAUGGCGGGCAGAGCUUAAUCGUCUCUUCGAACAAGGCUACAUACCAGAAGUCGUCUUCAUCGACGCUGGGCUAGUGACAACACUAAACGACCGUAAUCGACGUGACUUCCUAGACCUCUUCCGCGCCAUAGCCGAAUUCGACGGGUACCGCGCCGGCGAACUCAUGGUCGAACGUUGUCGUUCACCCCAACUCGCUCGGGACCCCGAAACAUUCGCAUUACGCAUGCAACAUAUCGUCUUACAAGUUAAACGCAAGACUUUCUCUCUCGGACAAAUCAAAAUCUCAGAUAUUUUGAUUGAAGUUUUCCGUGCGUUACGGGAACAUCACGUCAAGCUUCGAGAGGAUUUUGUGAAUACUGUUGUUUCUGUUUUGAUUUUGGAAGGGAUUGGGAGGCAAUUGAAUCCGGAGUUGGAUUUGUUUAAGAGUGCGUUGCCGAUUUUGAGGCAGUUGGGGAAGCAGAUGGCUCAGCAGGAGAGGAUUGAGGCUGUGAAGGAGUUGCCGAAGAGUGAUUUGGGGGCUUAUUUGAAGUUAUGGGCAUUCCUCGAAGUACGUCAACUCGCCUCAGGUAGUACCGGAGAAGUGGACGACCUCGUCCGAGAUGGCCUGCUUGUUCCCAGCAUAUAGAUGCAUGCUAGAAAGGGAGUUGUAGAUGCGUGACGCGUGUCCAGGGCGGACACACGAUCGGAUAGAAUUAAACCAAAAGACUGUAGCUUAUGCUGGUAUAAUUUUGAUGACUACUCAAUGCGAAUUAAAUUACAUGCAAUAUCCC
Molecule: messenger RNA, 2418 nt
Organism: Fomitiporia mediterranea MF3/22
Lineage: Eukaryota; Fungi; Basidiomycota; Agaricomycetes; Hymenochaetales; Hymenochaetaceae
Product: ABC1-domain-containing protein
Exons: 4
Coding region: 99-2273 (724 amino acids)
Cellular component (GO): mitochondrion
Source: RefSeq, a predicted model, not a curated record